AUAAGGACUAGUGGCAGGGAGGAGAACUCUGGGAAGCCAGGGGAGUCUGGGAACGCAGAGAAAGGGCUGCAGACCUAGAGGGAAGGAGGACAAGACGCCAGAAGGAGGAGAGGGAAGGGGGCACACAGGCACAGAGGAAGAGAAAGGGAAGAAGAAGUUAACGGGUGGGAGGGAGAGACUCGGGAGAGAGAGAAGGAGCAAGGCAGAGAUGAAGUUACAGGGCUGCCUGGCCUGCCUUUUGCUGGCCCUGUGCCUGAGCAGUGGAGAAGCUGUCCCACUGCUGAACAGAGAGGGGAAUGCUGCAGCAAGUGCCGGGGAGGCCAUUGGGCAUGGGGUGGGGGAAGUCGUUGGAAAGGGGGUUAGGGAUGUCAUUAGUCAAGGAGCUGGAGAGUUAGCGGACCAAGGGGCUGAAGAGGCAGCCAGCUCUGGAAUGAGGGAAGCCAUGGGCACUCUCCUGGGGGAGGCUGCCCACCUUGGGGUUGAAGAGGCUUUCCACAAAGGGAUGGAGGGAGCAGUCCAUGCUCUUGGAAAUGUUGGGGGUGAGGCUGGCAGAGAGGCUGAGAAUCUCGUUCGACACGGAGCAGACGUUUCCCACGGCUCCUGGCAGGGGAUGCUGGGUACCAACAGUGCUUGGGGAACCCAUGACCAACCUCCAUCUGGAGGCCCCCGAGGCUACAGCCAGGGCAAUCCAGGAGGCCCAGGGACUCCCUUGGGCCCUGGACCCUCUGGAGGCUCGGACAGCAGAUUUGGAACCCCCUCUCAGGGAAGCUCUGGGGGCCACAGAGGCAAUGGAGGGCCAGCCAACUUGGGGACUGACGCUCAGAAAGCUGUGGCCCGCCGCGGCCAAGGGUCAACAAGAAGCAGCAGCAGCCUGAACACGGAGUGUAUCAACUCCCCACCCGCUGGCUCAGAUGGAAGUUCUGGCAGCUCUGGGGAAAGCGGUGGCCAGUCUACUCCUGCCCCUCAGGAAAGUGGUGGCCGUGCUGGAAACAGUGGUAGCAGCUCUGAGCCCGGCUGGGACCAGCCCCAGAAUUCUGGAAAUUUUGAUCAAAGCAGCUAUGCAGAGCCCCAGGUAUACAAUUCCGGCUACUCCUCAGAAAGCAGCCGCAGCCGUGGGGGAAAUAAACCUGGGUGUGACAACACAGGGAAUGAAGUCCGCGUGUCUGGAGGAUCUGGGGGUCAGCAGUGGUCCGUUGGAGGAGAGGAAGCUGUCCGUGGAAUCACUACCGUGAACACUCAGAUGGCUCCUGGACUCUUCAACUUUGACAGUUUCUGGAAGAAUUUUAAAUCCAAGCUGAGUUUCAUUAACUGGGAGGCCAUAAACAAGGGCCAAGUCUCACCCCCCAGCACUCGAGCCCUCCUCUACUUCAGCCGACUCUGGGAGGAUUUCAAACACAACACUCCCUUCUUUAACUGGAAAGUAAUUACUGAGGGUGCCAAUGUGCCACCACUCCAGAAGAGGGCAGGUGGCGCUGGUCAGGGGGAAGCCACGGUUUCUUCCUAGGAGGAGCAGACAUGAGGGGAGCUGCAGGUGAAAUAGGAGGACACCGUGGGAGCAUGGCAGCUGGGUGGAAGGACGUCUCGUCUCAACAGAUCUUGCUGAAGCCACGUUCUACCAUUUUCUCUUAUUUUCUUCUAGAAAAUUACUUCUAAUCAUGACUUGAGGCCCUGAAAAUGUCAGUCGUCAAGGGGCUGGGCUGCUCUCCUCGCCCAGCUCUCCCCCUGUGCCGGGCCUAGUGUGGGGACUAGUGCUUGCUUUUUCUAGGUUGGGGACCUGGGCUGUCUGUCCCUUGUUUCUUCCCACCCCACUGUGGUGUUUUCUUGACCAUCAGCCUGACGGAUAAACCAGCCAAGUUCUUCACCUAGACCAUCUUGUCACCUGAAGUCACAGACAAUUCUUCAGGAGGAAUUACUACUCUGUGGAAAUAAAACAUGAAUCUUGUUGCCCUAAGA
This is a messenger RNA of Manis javanica (Malayan pangolin), 1953 nucleotides long. It is a transcript of the gene DMKN, whose product is annotated as dermokine. The record is from RefSeq and is a predicted model, not a curated record. NCBI's taxonomy places the organism in Eukaryota, Metazoa, Chordata, Mammalia, Pholidota, Manidae. Gene Ontology annotation, biological process: cornified envelope assembly.